CCCGGCCGGGCGCAGCCGCCCCAUCCUCCGCCUGCAGGAGCGGAGCCGCCCCGCCGCCCGGCAGCGAGCCCUGUGCUGAGCCCCUCCGCAUCCCCGAGCCUCCCCGGGCAUCCUCGGAACCUUCUGUGCAUCCCCCCGACCCUCUGUGCCCCCCCAGCCUCGCCACCCCCUUGCAUGCGGCCCCCGGGCUGCGGGAGCCGCUGGCCAUGGGCACGAAGCAGACCAAGGGCUGCCAGCCGGGCAGCGCCGGGGAGAGCCCCCCGGGCCACCACCGCAAGAAGGUGUCCCCCAGGGAAAGGGGGGAUUUCCUGGCUUCCCUCGUGGCCAAGUCCGGCGAGAAGUUCGGGAAGGGCGCUGGCCCCGGCUUGCCCCCGUACCACCGGCGGAUCUGCAUGAUCCAGGACAUGCUGCUGCUGGUCAAGCAGGGCAAGCAGGAGGAGGCCACCGAGCUGCUGAAGAACCUGCGGCAGGAUUUGGGGAUGGAGUCCACCUCUCUGGAUGAUGUCCUCUAUCGUUACGCCAGCUUCCGAAACCUGGUGGAUCCCAUCACCCACGACCUCAUCAUCAGCCUGGCAAGAUACAUCCACUGCCCCAAACCAGAAGGAGACUCCCUGGGAGCCAUGGAGAAGCUCUGCAGGCAGCUCACCUACCACCUGAGCCCCCACUCGCAGUGGAGACGCCAGGGCAUCAUGAAGAGGAAGCCGCAGUCCUGCUUGAAGGCCGUGCUGAUGGGGAAGCCCCAGGACAACACGGUGGACUUGUCAGGCAUCCCUCUGACCCCGAAGGACGUGGAGAGGGUGACGUCCUACCUGGAGCACAGCUCGGAGCACAUCGACACGGUGGAGCUGUGCUUCACGGAGCUGACGGACGAGCUGCUGCUGCAGCUGCUGCCCGCGCUCUGCUGCCUGCCCCGCCUCACCACGCUGGCCCUCAACGGCAACCGCCUCACCAAGGCCAUCCUCAGGGACCUCACCGAGACCCUCAAGGACCCCAAGAAGUUCCCCAGCGUCACCUGGAUCGAUCUGGGCAAUAACGUGGAUAUUUUCUCGCUGCCCCAACCCUUCUUGGUCAGCCUGAAGAGGCGAUGCCCCAAGCAGGGUAACCUGCCGACCAUCCUGGAGUUUGGGGAGGGGCAGGUCAGUGAUGUGGAGGGGCAGGAGGGGCUGGGGGACAGCCAGGAGGAGCUGAGGGCUGUGCCAGGCCAGGCUGGCAGCACGGACUGCGAGCACAUGGACACAACAGCUGAGGCUGGCGAGCUCCCCGGCCCGGAGCAAGGUGCUGCCACACCACAGACAUGAUGUCCAGCCCUUGGGUGGGCACCUUGAGCAAGGAUGACUUCAAACCUCAGAGCUGGGAGCGUCUGUUCCCACUCCUGGGUGCUCCAAGAGUCCCAGCUGCUGCCUUCCCCCUGUGCCACGAAUGUCAGUGAUUUUCUUCUUGAAGAACACAUAAAAGUGAUCACGUAGAGUGUCUGUAUUUUCUAACAGCUGGCCAGGUGUUUUGAAGCAUUAGUGGUGUGCUGUGCUUUUGGCUCUCUCAGAAAUGUGUCUCCAAGGGGCUGCAAAACCUCAGAAGGGCAAGAAAAGGGAGCAGGGAGGUGUCCAGGCUGUGCAGGGAGGGGCUCCCUUUCCUCAGUGCUGGAUCUCAGCUGCUCCCCACGUGUCUUGGACAGACAGCAGCCACCCCAAAGGGACCUGCCUGGGAUAAACCUUCAAUCCCUCCCACUCCUGACUUCAGGAAUCCCUGGUGAGAGGCGUGGCUGCUGAGAAACAACAUAAACCUGCUCACACACACACCAGGGUGAAAAACCUGCUCCCGCACAAACCAGGGGUGUUCCUCUCAGUAUGGUGAGCCCAGCCCAGAGGGAGAGCUUUGUUUUCCUGGGGCAGGGUUAAAUCCCAGCCUGCAGCGUGCCUGGACACCUCCCUCACCUCCAGCCUUACCAAAAGCAGGCUGGCAGCUGUGCCUGCCCAGGAUUUAUCCAGUAAAACCCAGUUUCCCACCAGAUGUAAAAACUCC
Taeniopygia guttata (zebra finch) is the source of this 2019-nucleotide messenger RNA. RefSeq names its product leucine rich repeat containing 75A (gene LRRC75A). The record is from RefSeq and is a predicted model, not a curated record. NCBI's taxonomy places the organism in Eukaryota, Metazoa, Chordata, Aves, Passeriformes, Estrildidae.